Messenger RNA from Sphenostylis stenocarpa, 651 nucleotides. NCBI's taxonomy places the organism in Eukaryota, Viridiplantae, Streptophyta, Magnoliopsida, Fabales, Fabaceae. The record is from the annotation of a GenBank genome assembly.
AUGCAAACCCUAGUCACUUGUGCUUUGAUUCUUGCUUUAAUUUCACCAUGUUUUGGAACCAAUGACACUGUUUUUAAUGUGCUAAGUUUUGGUGCUGUGGGAGAUGGCAAAACAGAUGAUUCACAAGCAUUUUUUAAAGCAUGGAAGAGUACGUGUGGAGCACAAGGGACACCAGCCCUAGUUGUGCCACCAAACUAUGUGUUCUUGUUGACUGGCCUAUCACUAAAGGGUCCUUGCAUAGCCACAACUAUUCAAAUUAAGCUUCAAGGGAAAAUAGUUGCACCUAAUAACAAGGAUGCAUGGUUAGGGUUUAAGAGUAGUUUGAUUUCCAUCACAGACGUAGUGAGGCUCACAAUUGAUGGAAGUGGAGGAUUAAUCAAUGGCUUGGGUUCUACUUGGUGGCCAUGCCCAACUUGUUCAAGACCAGCGGUCCUUGUUUUCAAAUCAUGCAGUUAUCUCAGUGUUCAUGACUUGAGCAUCAUUGACAGUCCAAAAUCUCACAUUCGCGUAAAUGGUUGUGAGGGUGCCACAUUUUCUCGUAUCAAUAUCACUGCUCCUGUUAACAGUCCCAACACCGAUGGAAUUGAUGUUACUUUUUCCAAAAAUAUCUCGAUCCAGGAUUCCACUAUUCAAACUGGUAAACCAGAUUGA